Messenger RNA from Protomyces lactucae-debilis, 468 nucleotides. RefSeq lists its product as uncharacterized. Bases 1 to 468 code for a protein of 155 amino acids. Lineage: Eukaryota; Fungi; Ascomycota; Taphrinomycetes; Taphrinales; Protomycetaceae. The transcript has a single exon. The record is from RefSeq and is a predicted model, not a curated record.
AUGUCCUCAGCUACGGAUUCGAAUGCAAUCGUGUCCUCGCGAGAGACAAUCACGAAUGGUCAUGACGCCGCUAGGAAGACCUCUCUCUACAGCUGUACAGUCUCGUUUGCUAUGAAACACCAUUGCCCAUCAGGUACGAGAAGCGACUGCGCUCAGCUAUGCCAGGACAUGCUCAAGCAGAUUCGCAUCACCCCGACGAUACGUUGCCAGAACGACAAGACAGUUGUAGCAAAGGUCGCGCCUUCAGCCAUGAGUUUCGAACCUGGUACUCUUGACUCGGACUCUCUCAGCGGUAGUACUUGCGAUUGUCAGGUGGUGCUUUUUCUGGAAUACAAGUCGUCCACCGCUCAAUGCCAGACUGGCAGCUUGGUGCAAGAUGUCAAGAACAGCUUGAAAAGCAAAUUCAAAGAAGACACUGAGGCUCAAAAUGCAGACUUUGUCGAGAAAGCCGAUACAUGCAACCAGUAG